AUGGCGGCCAGCGAGAAGCGGCGCUCGGCGGCGGCAGCCGGGAGCGACCCGGUCCGGCCGUCCCUUCCCUCGAACGGCGCCUCGUCGGAGAGCGAGGCGGAGUUCCUCCUGCAGGCGGGCGUGAGCGACAUGGUCCGCGAGGCCCUGCUGAAGGUGCUGGAGGCGCGGCCUGAGGAGCCCGUCGGCUUCCUGGCCGGCUACUUCGAGAGGCUGGCGCAGGGCGGCCCUGAGGAGGCCGAGGCGGGAGAGGCCUUGUCGGCGGCCGACGGCGGCGGGGAGCCCCGGGGGCUGCUGCGGGGGCGCCUCGGACGGGCCUUGUGGUACCUGAGCCUGGCUCACCACUCCCACAGGUGCGGCAGGUGGGAAGGCAGGCCGGGGCGGGCAGAACUACAGCGCCCAGAAUGCACCGGGGCAAGAUUCGGGGCUCUUUCGCUGUGCUUUGGCGCGCGGGGCCUCCUGGGACAUGAAGUCUUCCCCCCCUUACCGUUUUUUCAGAGGAGAAGCGAAUUAUUGUUGUUAGCCGCCCUGAACCCGGCUUCCGGGAUAUAAAUAAAAAUGUAUUAUUAUUUAUUAUUAUUAUAAUUAGGAAGAGUGAACGCUUUAAUUUUUUUUUUCAAAUUUUUUUAAUUGGUUUUCACAACAAACACAUAAGACAAACAAACAUAAAUCAUAGCCUCAUUGAAAAUUACACUUAUUAACAUUGUUAGGUGACUUCCUCGCUUCCCCUUGGUUGAAUUUCAUUGCACGUCCUUUUAACGGUUUUCCAAAUCACAGUUCUUGUAAAAUUUAACUUAAACAUUAACAUCCUUAGAUCUUCACAUUUUGAACUUAAACAUAUUAAUUCAACACUUAACAUAAAUAAAAUCCUAAGCCAAUUAAAUGUCGGCAAGCUGUUUUCAGUUAAUUUAACUUAACAUAUUUAACUAAGUAAUCAUUAAAUUUACUCCACUCUUCCUGAUACUGCUCCUCCUUCUGGUCACGGACUCUUCCAGUUAGGUCGGGUAGCUCCGAAAAAUCCAUCAUCUUCAUCUGCCAUUCUUCUAUCGACCCCCCCCCCCUUUUUUUCAGAGGAGAAGCGAAAUAGGAAGAGAGAACGCUUUAAAAACAAAUUAUUUUUUAAAAAAAUAAGUUAUUUUAUAGCUGAUGUACAAUUCCCCUCGUUUUUAUAUAUUGGGUUCAGUUGAGGGGAUUUGUUUAUUUAUUGAUCUUUUCUCUUCAUUGCAUUUAUUUUUCUAAAAAAAAAUAAUUCUGUUAUUUCCUCCAUGGACCACAAGAAGAGAAGAAGAAGAGUUUGGAUUUGAUAUCCCGCCUUUCACUCCCUUUUUAAGGAGUCCCAAAGCGGCUAACAUUCUCCUUUCCCUUCCUCCCCCACAACAAACAUUCUGUGACGUGAGUGGGGCUGAGAGACUUCAGAGAAGUGUGACUGGCCCAAGGUCACCCAGCAGCUGCAGGUGGAGGAGCGGAGACGCGAACCCGGUUCACCAGAUUACGAGUCCAACGCUCUUAACCACUAUACCACACUGGCUCUCCUAUAUCACAAGGAAGCUGUGUUUUGCGGCUGCUCGCCCUCUGUAUUUUACCUUCACAACAACCUUGCCAGGUAGACUGGCGAGAGGUCAGUCGGCCCGGUGAGCUUUGUGGCAGAGCAGGGAUUCGAACCCAGGAUGGUACCCGGGUCGCUCUUAGUUGCUGCACGGCUUUCCGUGAUCAUAUGACGGAAACUGGGCUGCUUGGCCCUUUCACUUCGAAACAGCGCUGCCUAGCGGUUAGCGCGCUGGACAGGGAAACGGGGGUUAAUAAAAUCCCUUGCCUUGGGCCAGCCGCAGUCUCUCAGCCUUACCUACCUUGAAGCACAUGACCCACUGAGUCAAUGCAGCUCUCUCCACAGGGACAUAACUCCACAGGGACCCUCAAGUACAGCUGAAGGCAGGAUAUUCAAUCUUGCGAAAGUGAAAGUGUGUCUGUAUUUUGGAAUUGUUAAAUUCUGCAAAUGGGUUGCCUGAGUGUCAAAAUGACUAGGUGGGAAAUAAUCAUGUUGUUGUUGUUGUUUAAUCAUUUCGUCGUGCCCGACUUUUCGUGACCCCCUGGACCAGAGCACGCCAGGCCCUCCUGUCUUCCACUACCUCCCGCAGUUUGGUCAAACUCAUGCUGUUAGCUUCGAGAACACUGUCCCACCAUCACAUCCUCUGUCGUCCCCUUCUCCUUGUGCCCUCCAUCUUUCCCAACAUCAGGGUCUUUUCCAGGGAGUCUUCUCCUCUCAUGAAGUGGCCAAAGUCUUGGAACCUCAGCUUCAGGACCUGUCCUUCCAGUGAGCACUCAGGGCUGAUUUCCUUCAGAAUGGAGAGGUUUGAUCUUCUUGCAGUCCAGGGGACUCUCAAGAGUCUCCUCCAGCACCAGAAUUCAAAAGCAUCCAUUCUUCGGCGAUCAGCCUUCUUGAUGGUCCAGCUCUCACUUCCAUACAUCACUACUGGGAAAACUCACUGCCAUACAUCACUACUGGGAAAACCAUAGCUUUAACUAUACGGACCUUUGUUGGCAAGGUGAUGUCUCUGCUUUUUAGUCAAAAUGACUAGGUGGGAAAUAAUCAUACCGUGGACAAAAUUUCCUUACCGUAGCCCGAUUAUUCUCUCGCUUGAUAUCACAUAGGGCGCCGUUUAGUUAAAUUAUCUGUUUUACCAGUGAUUUGUUUUAUGUUCCUUCCCGUAGGAUGGCCUUUAACAACAACGUCAGUGUGGCCUAUGAUUCCCUGUCCGCCGCCGGCAGGCGCAAGAAGCCCGGAAUCAGCGGGAAGCUCUACAGCGAGCUGCUGAGACUGAUGUGCCAAGACAAGGGCACCCCGGAAGACAUUGCUCUGCCCCUGCUGAGUAAGGUCUCCUGCCGAGACCACGAGGCGGUGCCCUUUGACAUCUUCCGCUACGGGGUCCUCACCUGUCUGGUCCUCCUCGAAUUCCUGGCCAAGGCAGACUUGCUUUUCAACGCACUGGGCGGCGGCUCGGGGGCGGCGGACAAACGAGUCUGUGCGGCAGUCCUCGCGACCCUGGAAGAUGCCCUUUGCCCCGCCGAGGUCGCGGCCCCCAUCCGCUUCCUGGAGGCCGGGUCCAAGCUUGGGCCGGAUGGCUUGGCUUCGGCUAUGGACAAAGCGCUGGCCGAGCGGAAACCCAGCGUGGCCAUGAAGAAAGAGGAGUUCCUCCAAAGAGCCUCGUCCAUCUUCGUGGCGAGAGUGAAACCCGUCGAAUGA
Molecule: messenger RNA, 3238 nt
Organism: Podarcis lilfordi (Lilford's wall lizard)
Lineage: Eukaryota; Metazoa; Chordata; Lepidosauria; Squamata; Lacertidae
Source: the annotation of a GenBank genome assembly